Molecule: messenger RNA, 666 nt
Organism: Fusarium sp. VM40
Lineage: Eukaryota; Fungi; Ascomycota; Sordariomycetes; Hypocreales; Nectriaceae
Source: the annotation of a GenBank genome assembly
AUGCGCAUCAUAGCCAUUGUUCUUGCUGGCUUUACCGCCGUAGCCAAAGCCUCUUCUGUUUCUGUCGCGUCACCUAUAGCUUCCACGGAAAGCUUACCAAUGGUUGUGCCAAUACCUGCUCCGGUCGCUCAACCGAUUGUUCCCGGUUUUACAAGACCAGAGGAUGUUCAAGCUGUCAUUCGAAGACUCAACGGUCUAGCUUCUGGUGUCUUUUUGCAAGUCGAUAACUUUGGAGGUAGCGGUAUAAAAGUUCAAGUCAUUUGGAAUGCGUAUCUGCGCUGUCGGGAUAUGAUAGACGGGAUUGAAAGAGCGUUCAACGGUAUAAGCCACCGACACACGACCCCUUUUGGGUUUAAAGAGCAAAGAGACAUUUGCUCAAUGUUUGACUCGUUCGGCAUCAACCAAUCGAAGCUCGUUACUGUGUUGGUCAAAGACUCGGAUUUUAUAGCGACGAGUGGCUUUGCCAAACAUUUUGGACAUUGCUUCGCUCGAUUACGGCCUGCGAUGACCAAAUUUAUCGAAGAUCUCACGACUUACACGCCGAACUGCGAUCUCGAAAUGCUAAGAAGGAAAGACCAGCUUGAGGUGUCAUAUGGUGGUGCUGUGGGGAUAAUGGAGGAUCAUCACGAGGGGAGCUCGGAGCACAUUCCUUUGCCCCUGGACUGA